AUGGCAAAAUUAAUACCAAGACCAAUGCGUAUGCCAAUAUCAGUACCAGUGCCAAUAUCAAUACCAAUGCCAAUACAAAUAUCAAUGCUAAUACCAAUACCAAUACUAAUACCAAUUCCAGUACCAUUACCAAUACCAUUACCAUUACCAAUAUUAAUACCAACAGAAAUAACCUACACCUAUACCAAAAUAAAUAGAAAUACCAAUACCAAGAUCAAUGCCAAUACCAAAAUACCAAUACCAGUACCAAUACUAGUACCAAUACCAUUACGAAUACCAAUACCAAUACCAGUACCAUUACCAAUACCAAUACUAGUAUAA
Messenger RNA from Bactrocera tryoni, 321 nucleotides. RefSeq names its product putative F-box/kelch-repeat protein At1g20790. The transcript is spliced from 2 exons. Lineage: Eukaryota; Metazoa; Arthropoda; Insecta; Diptera; Tephritidae. Bases 1 to 321 code for a protein of 106 amino acids. The record is from RefSeq and is a predicted model, not a curated record.